Episyrphus balteatus (marmalade hoverfly) is the source of this 5295-nucleotide messenger RNA. It is a transcript of the gene vir, whose product is annotated as protein virilizer. Bases 30 to 5210 code for a protein of 1726 amino acids. The transcript has 5 exons. The record is from RefSeq and is a predicted model, not a curated record. Gene Ontology annotation, cellular component: RNA N6-methyladenosine methyltransferase complex. Lineage: Eukaryota; Metazoa; Arthropoda; Insecta; Diptera; Syrphidae. Gene Ontology annotation, molecular function: RNA binding.
ACAGAAUAAUAAACAUUUAACCAAUAAAAAUGGCAGACUUGGACGAUGCCGCCGAGUUGCUAUUUUUUGACACAUUUUCCCAUGAAGUUAAUUCGGAUAUUAAUUUGGAUCUAGUGCAGUUUCCCAAACCGGUAUACAUAACACAGGUACGCAUAAUUCCGCUAGGCGCUCGAGUACAAGCCGACUUUCCCGGCGGUGUUCGAUUGGGUGCAACUAACCCCUCAAAAUUUGGAAUUGAAUUUUUCGUCAACGAUCUGGGUAUGCCCGGGGCCUCGACAUUCGAGAAUCUUGGUAGUCUUGAAUACAAUCAAAAUGAUUGUAUACAUUUAGAGUGUCAUUUGGAAAAGAUUCCAACUGACGGGUUGGUUCUGAGAGGUUGGUACAGUACAAUCACUUUGGCAGUUUAUGGAACACUUACAAAUGCCACCGUGGCUGAUCAGAUUGCAAGUCCACCUCGAGAACCAAGUGAACCACCAGCUCCUGAUGAAGUUCUUCUUAUUCCUGAAGAAGAACCCAUUAAAAUUGAAAAGCCCGAAUGGCGACCAGAUAAUCUUCCUUUCGAAUCUGCUUCCAUGGAAGUUGAACAAUUUGAUGUUGUUCAAAGUCCUUCUGUGGGAAGUUUCCAAGAACCCGAUGAAACUGGUUCUUAUAAGGCUGAUGUCCGUUUGAGGAAGACUUCUCAUUCUUCGGACAGAAGUGGGACAUCGAGAACUCGCACCCACUCGGAAAGUCACGAACGGGAUGGUUAUUCCCGUCAAAAGCCAAGAGAGUGGUCGCGAAGUCCGGAAUACCGUCAAUCGGGACGGCGGACAAGAUCCAGCGGAGGAGAUACUUCCCACAAAUGGCCACGAACUCCUCCACUUGAUUCACCUAUUCGCCCGAGGUCUCCUGAUGUCGUAGAGGGAGAUGACUACAAGGCAAAGUUGCCCGUUGAUCCACAACCAGCUUUGGAAGAAGAAGAAGAGCAAUUCGAACCAAUCCUUAGCGAUGAUGAGAUUCUUGGCGAUGAUGACGAUGCUCAAGAAAUCGAAGAUGAAAUAGAUAUCGAAGCUGCAACUUUUGAAACAGCUAUUAAAAUCCAUAACCCUUUUAAGACGCCGCUGGACAGAUUUGAGGUCAAUCUGCAGGAUCUGUACUCCAAGGAUUUAGAGAAUUUUGGGAUUUCCCUGAAUAAACUGAAAUCCCAGACAAAAAUGGAUGAAUUCCAUCUAUCCAGUGUCGAUGAAAAGGAAAGUCUGGUUCUAAUUUCGGAACAAUUGAUUAAUCAGUUGACACACUUUCAUCAGUCUUAUCGUCGGAAGAAUUUCAUUCUAGAUGCCUUCUUUCACGAGAAACCAGAAAAUCUUCAGUUAAUUGGGAAACUUCUCAAAAUCGCUUUGAACUUUGAAUGUGCUUGUCUUCAACCACAACCGGCUUUUAAGAUAAGACACAUAAAAACUGGAGUUCGUCUAAUAGAACUCUUAUCUCCAAGCAAAGAUAUCCUAAACCAUCUUCUUGUUGAGGAGAAAUUAGAUCCUUUUGCUCAACUCUUUGCUUUGUAUCAACAAGAAUAUAUGGCUCUCUCAAUUAAACUUAUGGUCCUUAAAGCUACCUAUGCCCUUUUGGAUACAAAGCCUGGCGUUCAGUUGUUCAUUAAUAAUGGAAAAGUUAAUGGAUAUCAACAUUUAUUAACUAAUCUUUUGCAAACUCCAUUAACUCGAACAAAAUUCGCUCUCAAAUCGAUUGUUAAGAAGAUGAAUUUGUACGAAGCUUUGCAAACUAUUCGAGAAGCUGCCACCAAACAAUUUGUCUUAGCUGAUACUUUUGAUGAGCAACUUUACAACGAUAUUGACUUUGCAAUGAGUGAAGUCAUAUCAGCUUUAAAUUCUGAUGUUCUAAGUUAUCAUCAGCCCAAGAGAUUUCUUCCAGUUUCGAAGAAAUUCGAAAUUGUCUAUGACACUGCUGCAAUGAAGAGCUAUGCCAGCAUGAUUGAGUCUUAUUUUACCAUUCAUUCGCUAUGUGAAUCGAUUUUAUUGGUUUUCAGUAAUAAAAGUAUAGUUCCGCCAUAUUUGGUCACUAAAACUAUGGACUUGUUGGAUGCCAUGAUGAAGACUCAUGUUGGAAUUGAUUAUUUUGUUGAUGACUGUUUUGAAGUUAGUCAGGCUUUGGUCAAUUGUCUUCUAGAAGAUCCGCAAUUAAUUGAUUCUGAGGAGCCAAUUCCAGAGGACGAAGAUUUGGAUGAUGAUGAGACGAAAAAAGGGGAACUCAAUCACUUCCAGAAACUCGGUUUGGCUUUAGCUUUUAGAAUACAAACUCGAUACCAUAUCGAUGCGAUAAUUAACACUCCUUUGAUUCCGGAAGAAGCUAAUUUCUUGGCUACCCAUCUUCAUGAGCUCUAUAGUCAAACUUGCUCGAAUCAAUCUAGAGUUCACACAGUCGAGACAAUCGCUUUGAAUGACUAUCUGGAGCCGAUUAUUAAGUUGAUUGAGAAGGAACGUCGUCAGCAGAAUUCUCCUGGCGUCAAAUAUAAAUCUCCAGUUCUGAGUUAUGCUGUGGAUAUGGUCGAUUGUUGUGUACGUCAUUGCGAUAACUUGGAUUAUCUUGUCGAGCAUGGAACAACGAUAUUAGAAUUGGCUAAAAAUCAUGAGAAUUUCGAGCCAUCUGUGUCGGCAGUGUUGCAAGAGAUGUACGUCUAUCUGAAACCUCUAGAGACGAUUAAUAUAUUCGCUUAUGACGAUAUCACUCCAUUGGUGGAGGUAAUAACUCGCAGUUUAGAGUAUAUUACCACAUUCCCAGGAGAUCUUAUCAUGGGUUUGAGAAUUCUCCGACAUCAAUGCAUUGGAGGUGGGAAAACUGCAGCUAGUGCAGAGACCACAGAGCUGAAACAUCGUUUUAUGGCGCUUCAAUUUUAUUCGGCUGAUGGGGUGGUAACUUUGUUGCAUAUUCUAGAAAAGCUGUGUCAGUAUUUCGAACAACCUGGUUUGCAUGCUCCAGCGUUGAUGACCAUUCAAGGAGUUCAUUGUUGUCAGAUAGUAUUGCCAACUUUACAAGUUUUGAGGGAAAUGCUCACAUUUGGUAUUCAAUGUAGAGAUGUUCAAUAUAAGGACCUUACCUCAAUUGAACAUCUUAUGAAGACUUAUUUCCUGAUGCAUUAUAUACCAAGCACAAGUCAGGCUUUCGAAGAAGCUCUAAAGAUCAAAGCGGAGAUUAUAAAAAUUUUCUUAGCCUACACACAACCAAAUGAAGAAGAUGAAGAUUUACUGCACAAAAGUUUAUGGACUCAAAUGAUUCGCGAAGUUAUCAAAGCUAUUCUCUCUGGACCGUCAACUUUUAUUCCUGGACUUCAAGUUUUGGCUGAGUUAUUACCAUUACCUUUGCCAUUGCCUAUUACUGGACAACUGCAAGAUUCACAAAUGCAAAGAAUGCUUACAGAACGUAAACUCUGGUCGGCUCAUUUACAUCCUGAGAGUGAUCGUCUGGCAUUGAUGAUUGAAACUAUUUGUCCAACAUCGUUUCCUCAGUUAUCUGAUUUGCUGACUCGAGUUUGUUUGCAAUUAGCUGAUCUUGCACCUAAUAUGACUCUGUUGGUAUCGAAGACAUUGACUGAGAUGUUAUGCACUGAAGGACCAAAUGGUGCCGGAUUAGCGAGAAUACUUAAUUUCUUUGCUCAAUUGACAUCGUAUGCGUCCAUCAAAAGUUCAGCUUUGUCAAUUUUAAGUGGAAAACUAUGGGAAUUAUUUCAAGGUGUAUUGAAUAAUCCCCCCGAAAGUGGUGGUGUGACUGAAUUGAAUGCCAAAUGUCAAGUUGCAGUUCAUAGAAUUUUAGAAAAUUUCUUUGAUUCAGAGAUUUCAUUGAUUUCACCAUAUUCCACUUCAUUGUUGGAAUUGAAUUUGGCAUCAGCUUUGCCACCAAGGGAACUUAUUCCUAAGAUCAUCGAAGCUAUUUUAAAUAAUUUCCUUAAUGCAGAAGUAACUGGAACUGUGACUGUGGCUGCUUCAAGGAAUUUGAUUAUACUGACCGAACAUGACAUUACCUUCUAUCAUCUUCGUCAAGCAUUAAUGUCCAAACGUGAAGAAUUCCAAGGUUGGUUAAAGAAAAUCCUCGAAAUCAACGAAAGUGCAACUUUCCAUGGUCUUCUUGAGACAAUUGUCUUAUUAAUUCGUGGUCUCACGCAUAUUGACAAUACCACAACAGACACAACAAUUCCCAAUCGAACUCUAAAAAUGACAACAGUUGAAUUGAUAAGCUUGCUUGGUUACAAAAAAGACACUGAGGAGCAACAUAUCCUCAAACGUAUUAAAGCUAUUUUGGAGAAAGUUGAACCACCAAGUGAGUCACUGAUGGCUGAUAUUGAUAAAAACAUUACCGAAUUAGAAACUUAUGAGCCAAGUGAAAGUGAUGCUUCAUCACCAGAAUCGAUUAAUGAACCACACUUGCCUCAAACUGAAGGUAUUGUCACACAGUAUGCAGCUCGACCGAUUUUCACUAUCUAUGAGGCUACCGAUGACACACAACUUUGUGUCCAAUAUUGGUUGGAUCCUUUGCGCAUUGACACACUGACGAAAGAAGAUCUAGCUCUUUGCGAGCGAGUAACUUCUGAUAUAGCCGAAUUAGUAACAACAUGUUUGCCAUCAGAGACAAAUCUCUCGUCAGACUGUAAACGUGUGCUUCAUUUGUCUGCUUCGCCACAAUCGAAUCGUGAACGAACACCAACAGCGCCAUGUUUCCGUACUCGUCGUGUCGAAGUUGAACCCACAACUGGACGACCUGAGAAGAAAAUAUAUAUAACUCCAGUUCGCGGUAGAGGAUUUGCUAGAGCACCACCAUCUAGAGGAGAUCUGUUCCGUUCUCGACCUCCAAAUACCUCCCGACCACCAUCACUGCACGUUGACGACUUUUUAGCACUUGAAACUUGUGGUGCACAGCCCACGGGUCCCACAGGCUACAAUAAAAUCCCAUCUCUUAUGCGAGGAUCUCGUGUUGGACGUAAUCGAGGCUCUCGUAUUUCAAACUCUGGCAAUGGACCAUACAGAAAAUCGAAAACCCAUAGAACUGCUUCGCCAUCACCAUGGGACGCUUCCUUGGCACCACCACCGCCCCAGCACUUCCGUACGGCCACUUCAGAGCCAGUGGUGACGCCACACUUUAGCAGUGAUCCACACUAUUCGCAGUCUCAUUUCGGAGGACAACGGUCUCGAGGACGUGGAAGAAUAAGAACCUACUUGCGAUAGACAAAAAAAAUAUUUAAAUUAUAUAUACAUAUUUUUCUUCUUUUUUUUUCUAAAAAAAAUACAUUAUAUAAAAAUUUUAUUUCGA